Messenger RNA from Klebsormidium nitens, 1174 nucleotides. NCBI's taxonomy places the organism in Eukaryota, Viridiplantae, Streptophyta, Klebsormidiophyceae, Klebsormidiales, Klebsormidiaceae. The record is from the annotation of a GenBank genome assembly.
AUUUAAUCAUUCAUGCACAGUGCACUCCAGUUUCCAGUCUCCAAACUCCACCAGGAAAGAUCUGUUCAUUGCCUUCAUCCUUCAGCCUUCAGGAAUGGUGCACGCGGAGGAGGUGAACGCUCCAGCCAUGGAAAGAGCAGACAUGAGGCAGAAUCCUGAGAGUACGGUAGAGGAUGCUGCUGCCAUCGAGAAGCUCGACGGUGAUCACCUUUUCAAAAACAUGUUGGACGUUGCCCCACAGACACAGGUUGAAUACGUCAGCAGCAACUACGCCAGGCUGCCCUGGGAACUAGAGGACCCCGACAUAGUAUUUGAAAGGACUGCUUUAUACAUUGCAAGUCUGAAAGACAUCCUUGAUGGAAGCACGGCUGCUCGCAUGGGGGCCGAGCAUUCUGUUUGGGCAGCAACAUGCAGCAUCUACUUCUCGAACCUAAUAGAGGGGGCUGGGCUUUCCCUGAGCGACACCCACAAGCUGUGCGUCAAGAUCCUGAAGGGAGAACCAGUAGGAUUGGAAGAAAAUCGCUCGAACAGUAGGCAGAGCAGGACGGAAGUGCUACAGCAUGCGGAAGCAUUCCGAUACCUGUAUACAGAGAUGGUCACAGAAGGGAAGCCGCUAGACUUCCUGAUUUUACAAGAAACACACAGGAUCCUGAUGACUGACAUGGUACGGGAGGAUGGAAAGAAGGUCGGAGCGGGAAUUUUCAGGACAGAGCCUUGCAAUGCAGGGCAGCACCAGUUCCCCUUUCCUGCCGCCAUUGUGGGAAGUCUCCGCUGGCUCCUGCACCAGUAUAAUUGGCGGGAGCAUGAACAAGACAGCGAUCCGUUUGAGCUUGCCGCAUGGCUGUCGUACGAGUUUGUCGCGAUUCACCCCUUUGAUGAUGGGAACGGAAGGAUGAGCCGUCUGCUCAUGAACAUGGUGUUGCUGUCCCGCGGGCUGGCGUUUCCAGUUGCGCUGGGCUUCUCUUCGGGUCACCGGCAGGCAAAGCAGCAGUACCUGCAGUGCAUUAGGAAUGCGCAAGCCAGGCAAGGAAACACGAACAGGCUGGCAACAAUUAUCCUCUAUGCGUAUCAGUCUGUGGUUGGAAGCUUCUUCGAGAAUGUGCGGCUGGUUGCACCCGACGAGUUGCCGGACCGGCUGAGCUCGAUCAGCAAACUCACUGCACAGCCUAGGUGA